Molecule: messenger RNA, 1458 nt
Organism: Orbicella faveolata
Lineage: Eukaryota; Metazoa; Cnidaria; Anthozoa; Scleractinia; Merulinidae
Source: RefSeq, a predicted model, not a curated record
UUUCAGCUUCGAAUCGACGCAGUUUUAUAGCUUACGUUUAAAAGCGCAAGCUGAAACUGGACCGGGCACAGCGUAGUUGUGCACAAACGUAGUUCCGAUGAUCUCGAUAGAUUCAUCUUUCUUUUACUUGUCUGCCCUGUGUAUUUUAGUAGUCAUCGUCUUUCUGUUUUACACAAAAGUCGGAUGGAAAAGUAUCAUCCGCUCGCCGCUAAAUGUGUUAAUUGACGUUUUCUACCGCCGAAUAACCACCUCUAAGGAUCGACCUGCGAUAUUCAAGAACCAUCUCCAAACGUUUCCAUGGUUGAGCCAGCUAGAAGCUAACUGGGAAGCGAUUCGAGAUGAGCUGUUGUCUUUCGUGGAAAAAGGCACAGGGAUGUGUAACGUUCAUACUACUGGCGGAGACGAACUUAACAAAGAAAGCAAUUGGAAACUGGCGAUGAUUUUGGGCUAUGGCAAACCCAUAGACGAAGUCAAGGGCUACUUUCCCUUGACUCUGUCUAUUUUAGAGAAGCUUCCCGAAGUUCAGAACGCUGCUUUCUCUCUUCUGAAAGCAGGUGGAUCCAUUCCCCCGCAUUGUGGAUCAACAGCGUCGAUUCUUCGCUACCACCUGGCGCUGAUUGUCCCGGAUAAUGGCAAGCACUCAUGGCUCACAGUUGCCGGGGUCAACAUACCGUGGGGAGCGGGGAAAGGCAUCUUGUUCGACGAUACGUUUGAGCAUUCUGCUUGUAAUGGAGCUGAAGAAGAUCGCGUUGUGUUGAUUGUGGACAUUUUCAGACCAAAUCUUGGACUUGUGGACGGAUUAAUUCAAAAACUAGAAGUGUGGAAACGUACGCAGGACUUUAUUGCUGGCAGGCAGGGAUAAUCUGAACUUGUCUAAUGUUGUUGGCCGAAUUCCAGAUUUUGAUUUCGUAUCCGUAAUUUUCUCCGAAUUGGAACCGUUCCCAUAAGGGGCUUUUAUCGAGUUAUUUCUCAGUGUGUUUGCAAAAUUAGAUAUGUAAUUAACGAAAUCAGUAUUCUUAUGAUUAACCUUAUUUGAACCUGUUUUUGAAAUCUUUUCUGCUUGUGUUAAGGCAAUGGAAUGAUAAAAGAAAGAUUGUAAAAAGUUUUUACUCACUAUAAGACCUCUUAGUUCUUGAUGCUUGAAGCUAUGUAGACUCCAUAUGCUGUUUCAUAUGACAAUUUGAUUCGUUACCGGGAAACAGAUCCAGAGGAACAUUAUCUCCUCUUCUGACUGAUUUUACUUUUUGAAGGUUGUUUCGUACCUCCUUCUGUACGUAUGGAAAGUUAAUUAGGGGUUGAAUUCAAGUUGAGUGGUGCUAGUAUUAAUCAUCACUAUUUUAUCAGAGUGAAAAUAUGAGAUAACUUUCGUAAGUUCUGGAUAAAUGUCGCUAUUAACCUUGAAAAUUAUGUCAGUUGAUGUCAAUAUACUAAUGAAUGCACGUUCUUUGUGAAGCUGGA